This is a messenger RNA of Suncus etruscus (white-toothed pygmy shrew), 1875 nucleotides long. It is a transcript of the gene TCTN1, whose product is annotated as tectonic family member 1. Gene Ontology annotation, cellular component: MKS complex. Gene Ontology annotation, biological process: protein localization to ciliary transition zone; cilium assembly. Bases 1 to 1758 code for a protein of 585 amino acids. The record is from RefSeq and is a predicted model, not a curated record. The transcript has 15 exons. Lineage: Eukaryota; Metazoa; Chordata; Mammalia; Eulipotyphla; Soricidae.
AUGGGCUGCGCGUAUGCAUCGCUGUCGCUUCUGCUGGCGCUCCUGGCCUGCUGCUGGGCCGCCGUGUGUGCUGAGGUCGGGGCCACCCCGCCGCUGCCGCCCGAGGGUCCGAACUCUACGGCUACGGAAGCAGCCCCGACGGCCGUUCGACCUUCCUCCUCGUCGCCCUGGCCCUCGCGCACCCCCAGGCUCCCCAGGCCCCCCCCUAUCACGGACGUUGCUGCUCUGUGCAUCUGCGACCUAUCUCCAGCUCAGUGUGAUGUGAACUGCUGCUGUGAUCCAGACUGCAGCCCCAUGGACUUCAGUGUCUUUUCUGCCUGCUCAGUUCCAGUUGUCACGGGUGAUCAUCAGUUUUGUAGUCAAAAGGCAGCCAUCUAUUCCUUGAAUUUUACAGCCAACCCAUCUCAGAGAGUAUUUAAAAUUGUUGACCAGAUCAAUCCCUCGAUAUUCUGUGUUCAUAUUACAAAUUAUAAACCUGCAUUAUCCUUUGUUGAUCCAGAAGUACCUGAUGAAAGUAAUUUUGAUAGAUUGGUGAAAGCAUCUCAUGGCUUUUCUUCGACCAUAGACUCAGAUGUUUCUUUCACCAACAAACCAGAUGCUCCAAAGGCUGGCAAAUAUGAGUACGGUGUUCCGGUGCAGACUUCAGAUGGCUUUCUGAGAUUUCCGGCUCCCUUUCUGUCAUCUCUGUGCAUUGAUAAUAACCCUGCAGCAUUUUUGGUGAACCAAGCUGUUCAGUGCACCAGAAGGAUAAACUUAGCUCAGUGUGGAGAAACUGAAGUGCUGAACAUGGCCCAUUAUACCAGCCCUAAAAUUUUGAAGGUUCCGAAUUCGACAGUGAAGCUUCCCAUCUCAGUGCACUCCAUCCUCCUCCGCUCUCUAAACAAGACUCUGUCCUUCUGGAAAGGCUCUGGGCUUCUGAAACCAAGGCUUAUGGAGGCCGGGCAUAUGAAAGUCUGCAGAAACACGGUUCUCGAGGUGAAGUACAGCCUCACCUAUUCACCUGUGGGGGAAGUGACGGAUGCUGUGGUCUCUCUUCUCCUGGGGACAGUGAGCAGUGCCGAGAUGCCACUCCAACAGAAGUUCCAAAUUCACUUCAUCCAGCAAACUACAAAGCCAUUUCCUCUCAGUGGCAACCCAGGCUAUGUGGUGGGGCUCCCGUUACUUGCUGGAUUUCGGCCUCAGCAGGGGUCUGGAAUUAUUCAGACCGCAAAUAGAUAUGAACAACUUACUAUUCUUCAUAGCACAGUUGAGCAAGACUGCUUAGCAGUUGAGGGACUGCGGACUCCAGUCUUAUUUGGCUACAAUAUGCAGACUGGCUGUAAACUAAGACUAACUGGCGCACUCACUUGUGAACUGGCAGCACAGAGGACCAAGAGCCUGCUGAGGGGCCAAGGCUUCCCAGAUUUUGUGGCUCCUUUUGGAAACUCUCGGGCCCAGGAUGUGCUGGACUGGGUGCCUGUCCAUUUCCUCAUACAGGCCCCCGCCGCAAAGGAUUCUUGCCAACUCCCGGUGGCUUUAGUUCUGGAAGUGAAAUGGACUAAAUAUGGAUCCUUACUGAACCCACAGGCUAAGAUAGUGAAUGUUACUGCAAACUUAAUUUCAUCUACACUCGAGACCAGCUCAGACAAAGAAAGGAUGGUGCUUAUUUCCACCGUGGUCACUUUUGUGGAUGUGUCUGGACCAGCAGAGGCGGGCUUCCGAGCUCAGCCAACCAUCAAUGCCAAGCUGCCCUUUGAUUUCUUCUUUCCAUUCGUUUGAUGAAUACGUGGGUUCCUCCAUUACACGCAGAAUUUGAGAAGUAGUAGCUGAGAUCGAAUUCAAUCUGCAGCUACUAACGGUCCAACUUUGUUCAGCCUGAAGCAAGAGUCAAGUGUC